Daldinia caldariorum is the source of this 1686-nucleotide messenger RNA. RefSeq names its product heterochromatin protein one. The record is from RefSeq and is a predicted model, not a curated record. The coding region runs from base 285 to 1031 and encodes 248 amino acids. The transcript has 6 exons. Gene Ontology annotation, biological process: negative regulation of transcription by RNA polymerase II; chromatin organization. Lineage: Eukaryota; Fungi; Ascomycota; Sordariomycetes; Xylariales; Hypoxylaceae. Gene Ontology annotation, molecular function: chromatin binding. Gene Ontology annotation, cellular component: nucleus; pericentric heterochromatin.
CCGUGAAGCAUUUCCAAAAACCCCUUGGUCGUUACAAGGCCGGACAGGUCAAUUCGCAAACAAUUGAAGCUCGGACCAAUUCAAGUUCUGCAAUGCCAAACUUAUUACAUAGUACAAGCUCUGAUUUGUCGCAAUAACUUCAUUACCAGUUCUCACCAUUCUUAGCCGUUAUCCAAUUGCUCCGUUUUAUUCUAUUUUCUCCAUCUACCGUCCCCGUUGAUCAAUUCGUUUUCGCGACGUGAAUCCAGUCCUCGUACACGUUUCCUUCUACCCAAAUCCCAAAAAUGCCACCUGCUAUCAGCGAUGACGAAGCCUCCGAUGUUGGCGAAGUGACGGUCCCCUUGCUUUCAACACGCGAAAAGAAGAGCUCCGCUAGCUCACAAGAACGCGACAGUAAUGAGAUGCGUGGUGUUGUGAAAGGCGAUAUAGCAAAUGGCGAUGGCGCCGGCGACGAUGGAGAAGAAGACAAUGAAAAUCUAGACGAGGAUGAGUUCAUCGUCGAGAAAAUCCUCUCCCACGUUGUCGAACCCGAUGGCACAGUUAAAUUUAAGGUCAAAUGGGAAGGUUAUGAGAAGAAGUCGGAUCAGACAUGGGAAGACCAUGAGAACCUCAAAGAAAACGCCUCCGACGUCCUAGACGAGUACCUCAGUAGCUUUGGUGGGCUGGAAAAGAUCCUUGAAGAGGGAAAAACUGCACUGAAGACGAAGAAACGCGGGCGACCUGCGUCAGGAACUCCCAGUAACGGUACAAAACGGCGGCGCAAUGGAAGCCAUCCCGCCUCGGAGACACCUCCGGCUAGCAGCCGAGCCUGGAAGCCACCAGUAGGUUCUUGGGAAGACGAAGUCGAGUCUAUCGACGCUUGCCACGACGAAGUUAAGGGCAAAUUGGUCGUAUACCUUACGUGGAAGAACGGAAACAAAACCCAGCAUGAUACCAAGGUCGUGUACAAGCGAUGCCCGCAAAAGAUGCUACAAUAUUACGAACAACGUGUCAAAAUCGUCAGGGCAGAUUCCGGGGUAAAUGAUGAAUAACAGGUAUCCAUAGUACGAAUAUGUCAGUCGGAUAAGCAGCAGUUGGCGCGCCUCGGUCUAAGAGGAACUUAUAAGUGAUCGGAAUAAGGAGGUCAGAUGAGGGCUGGGAUGAUACCCAAGCACUAACAUCAAGAACACCCAGGUUCUUAUAUGAGAACUUCUGGUCUGUACAAUCGAAUAGUCCGAUAGCUAUUAGCUAUAAGGAGUAAGAUAUCAAAGGUACCACCAAUAUUAUUAUACAUUAGGUAGAUUUAUUAGCAGAAGAAGCAAUGGCGAGUACGGCGUCGUAAUUUGGAUAAUUACCGAACAAUCUUAAAAGAGUUCUCGUUUUUUUUCUCGUUCCUGUUGAUUGUCUGUCUGUUGAAUGCAUUUGCAGCUAUACUCUCUUAUAAAUUUUAAUAUCAGCAUGGUCUUAUAUUCAUUCUCUCCCUCUCUCAAGUUUCAACCUCUGGCAGACAGGAACGCAUUAUCAAAAAGGGGUAUGUAUACGGAAUAGUGAUGGUGAAAUCAAUUUGGUUAUGUAUGUGCUGUACAUACACGUAUCACGUACCCAAUAUACACACGAUCUAACGCGUGGGAAAAGAGGGCUAACCUACAUGUCUGAGGUACAUACAUAGUACCCAGGCUGCUAGGUAAACGGCAGGACGGAUGAAGG